Messenger RNA from Poecilia latipinna (sailfin molly), 2002 nucleotides. RefSeq names its product integrator complex subunit 9 (gene ints9). Bases 1 to 1977 code for a protein of 658 amino acids. The transcript has 17 exons. Gene Ontology annotation, biological process: snRNA 3'-end processing. Lineage: Eukaryota; Metazoa; Chordata; Actinopteri; Cyprinodontiformes; Poeciliidae. Gene Ontology annotation, cellular component: integrator complex. The record is from RefSeq and is a predicted model, not a curated record.
AUGAAGCUGUACUGUUUGUCCGGUCACCCAACGCUGCCUUGCAAUGUUCUCAAAUUCAAAUCCACCACCAUAAUGCUGGACUGUGGACUGGACACCACGUCUGUCCUCAACUUUCUGCCUCUUCCUCUGGUGCACAGUCCGAGACUCUCCAAGCUGCCUGGCUGGGUCUUAAAGGAUGGGACCUUAAACCUGGAAAAGGAACUGAAGGAAUGCGCCGGCAGAGUGUUUGUAGACUCCCAGCCCGAGUUCUGUCUCCCUGAGAGAGAACUGCUGGAUCUCUCCACCAUCGACGUCAUCCUCAUCUCCAACUACCACUGUAUGAUGGCCUUGCCCUACAUCACCGAACACACCGGAUUCACAGGGACGGUGUACGCCACAGAGCCCACCCUGCAGAUAGGAAGGUUGCUGAUGGAGGAACUGGUGAACUUCAUGGAGAGGGUUCCCAAAGCUCAGUCUGCCACCUGCUGGAAGAACAAGGAAAUUCAGAGGAUGCUUCCUGGGCCACUGAAGGACGCGGUGGACGUGUGGACGUGGAAACGGUGCUACAGCAUGCAGGAGGUCAACUCGGCGCUCAGCAAAGUGCAGCUCGUCGGCUAUUCCCAGAAAGUGGAGUUGUUUGGAGCCGUGCAGGUCUCCCCCUUGAGCUCCGGCUACUCACUGGGCAGCUCCAACUGGAUCAUCCAGUCGCAUCACGAGAAGGUGUCCUACGUGUCGGGUUCUUCCCUCCUCACCACACACCCGCAGCCGAUGGACCAGAGCUCCCUGAAGAACAGCGACGUUCUGAUUCUGACGGGCCUCACGCAGAUGCCCACCGCCAACCCAGACGGCAUGCUGGGAGAAUUCUGCAGCAAUCUGGCCAUGACGAUCCGGGCGGGAGGCAACGUGCUGGUUCCCUGCUACUCCUCUGGAGUGAUAUACGACCUGCUGGAGUGUCUAUACCAAUUCAUCGAUAGUGCCAACCUGGGAACCACGCCCUUCUACUUCAUCUCUCCCGUAGCCAACAGCUCCCUGGAGUUCUCACAGAUCUUUGCUGAGUGGCUUUGUCAUAAUAAGCAAACUAAGGUGUAUCUUCCUGAGCCUCCUUUCCCACACGCAGAGCUGAUCCAGACCAACAAGCUGAAGCACUAUCCCAGCAUUCACGGCGACUUCAGCAGCGAGUUCCGCCAGCCCUGCGUGGUUUUCACCGGUCACCCCUCACUGCGCUUUGGCGAUGUGGUUCAUUUCAUGGAGCUGUGGGGCAAAUCCAGCCUCAACACUGUCAUCUUUACAGAGCCAGAUUUCUCCUACCUGGAUGCCCUGGCUCCGUACCAGCCAUUAGCCAUGAAAUGUGUUUACUGUCCCAUUGACACUAGGCUCAACUUCCAUCAGGUUUCAAAGCUCCUGAAGGAAGUGCAGCCCCUACAUGUGGUGUGUCCGGAGCAGUACACCCAGCCUCCUCUAACGCAGUCCCACCGUUCGGACCUGAUGCUGGAGCUGCAGCCCCCUCCCAUGCCUUACAGGCGCUGCUCCGUGCUCAACCUGCCCUUCAGGCGGCGCUACGAGCGAGUCUACAUCCUGCCUGAGCUCGCCAACUCACUGGUACCCUCUGAGGUUAAACCCGGCGUCUCCGUGGCAACUGUGUCAGCAGUGCUGCAGUCCAAGGACAACAAGCACACGCUGCAGUCGGUGCCCAAAGCGCCUCCUGUGGCCCCCAGCAAAAAGAGGAAGCGGGUGAUGGAGGAGCCCCCCGUGACAAUGGCGCCCAAACCCCUGCUGAGCGGAGCUGUGCCCCUGGAGGCUUUCCUGGCCACCCUGCAAAAGCACGGGAUCACAGAGGUCAAAGUGGAGGAGACGGCAGACGGACACAUCCUGCACCUGCAGGCCGAGGACACCCUGAUUCAGCUGGAGGAGGACGGGACGCACAUCGUCUGCGACAACAACGAGCCGCUGCGGGCCACGCUCAGAGACCUGGUGCUGCGCUUCCUGCAGAAACUCUGAGCGCGUCCAUCUGGUCUGGUCUCCC